Molecule: messenger RNA, 4035 nt
Organism: Homalodisca vitripennis (glassy-winged sharpshooter)
Lineage: Eukaryota; Metazoa; Arthropoda; Insecta; Hemiptera; Cicadellidae
Product: zinc finger protein 431-like
Exons: 6
Coding region: 443-1654 (403 amino acids)
Biological process (GO): regulation of transcription by RNA polymerase II
Cellular component (GO): nucleus
Molecular function (GO): DNA-binding transcription factor activity, RNA polymerase II-specific; RNA polymerase II transcription regulatory region sequence-specific DNA binding
Source: RefSeq, a predicted model, not a curated record
UGUUGUUGAUGUUAUUGGGCUGGUUGUGUAGUUAAGAAUUACAUGUUAGUUAACUGAAUAAUAUUUAUUUUAGCCAGGUCGGUAAAUUUUGUUAAUUUCUACUGGUAUUUUGUAUUUUAGGGACACCUAAUUACACUAAUUGUUGUUAAAAACUCCUCAUAUGGUGUUUACUAGUGUAGAAAGGAAACAUUUAGGGUGAGGAAACAUGAAAUGAGGAAGUUAUGGUGUCCUGUUAUGGGCCUGCUUGACUUCAGAUUAUCUAUCAGUCUGUGGUUUGAACACAGUACCGGCAAAAAUAGUUUGCUUUUAAUUAAGAGAGGAGUAUCUGGCAACUUAUAAUGAUGAAAUUAUUUCUUUGUUGUUGCAUUCAUGUAUGGUGUAUUAAUUGCUGAUCAGAGAAAACUUAGGUAUAUUUGUGCAACAAGUAUUUGUUUGAAGAAACAUGUUUACAGAUACAGAUGAAAAACCGUAUAAGUGUUCCCUUUGCAGCUAUGCUUGCACAAAAAGUAGUACUUUAAGGGGUCAUACAUUAACACAUACAGGUGAAAACCCAUAUAAGUGUCUUUUGUGCAGUUACGCUUGUAAGCAACCCAGUCUGUUGAAGAUUCAUUUAUUAAAUCAUACAGGUGAGAAGCCUUAUAAGUGUACUUUGUGCGGCUAUGCUGGUGCAACAAGUAGCCAUUUGAAAAGACAUACAUUAACACACAGAAGAGAAAAACCUCGUAAAUGUUCUCUGUGUAACUAUUCGUGUGCAAGAAGUAGUCAUUUAAAGAGUCAUAUGUAUACACACACAAGCAAGAGUGCUUAUAAAUGUUCUAUGUGCAGCUACGCUAGUACAAGACCCGGUGAUUUGAGGAAGCAUGUAUUAACACAUACAGGUGUAAAACCUUACAAGUGUAUGAUGUGCAGUUUAGCUUGUGUCACAAGUAGUAAUUUAAAGGAUCAUAUGUAUACACAUACAGAUACUGUGAAAAAACACAAGUGUUCUCUGUGCAGCUACUCUUGCACAACACGUUGCAGAUUGAGGGAGCAUACAUUUACACAUACAGGUGAAAACCAAUAUAAGUGUCCCCUGUGCAGUUAUGCUUGUAAGCAAUCUAGCCUGUUUGAGACUCAUUUUUCAAAUCAUACAGGUGAGAAGCCUUAUAAGUGUACUUUGUGCAGCUACGCUGGUGCAACUAGUACUUAUUUGAAAAGACAUGCACUAGUACAUAAAAGAGAAAAACCUUACAAAUGUUCUCUGUGCAGCUAUGCUGGUGCAUCUAGUCGUCUUUUAAAGAGUCAUAUGAAUACACACACAAGCGGGAGAGCUUACAAAUGUUCUAUGUGCAGCUACACUAGUACAAGGCCUGGUGAUUUGAGGAUGCAUAAAUUAAAACAUUCAGAUGAGAAACCGUAUAAGUGCACUGUGUGCAGCUAUACUUGUAAAUUUCAAGGACAAUUAAAUAGUCAUAUUAAGUAUAAACACACAAACGAGAAAGCGUACAAAUGUUCUUUGUGCAGCUACGCCACUACAAGACCUGGUGAUUUGAGAAGGCAUACAGUGACACAUACAGGCGACACACCGUAUAAGUGUACUCUGUGCAGCUAUUUGAGUGCAAGAAGUAGUCAUUUGAAGAGACAUGCAUUAAUACAUAGGAGUAACACCUGCUAAAUGUUCUCUGUGCAUUUCUGCUAGAGCAACAAGUAGCUGUUUGAAGCAAAGUGCUUUCACAUGCAGAUGACUAACUUCAAAAGUGUCCUUUGUGCAGUUACGCUAGUAAAAAGCCUAGUGAUUUGAAGAGGCAUACAGUAACACAUACAUGCGGAAAACUUUAUGUGUACUCUGUGCAGCUAUCUAUAUGCGAGAAGUAGUAAUUAAAAGAACCAUAUGUGUACACAUAGAGGUGAGAAACCUUAUAUGUGUUCUCAGUGCAGCUUUGCUGGUGCAAGAAAUAAUCAUUGAAGGAUCAUACAUACGUACAGAGUUAAAAAUCCUUAGUAAUAGUCAGUUUGCAGCUAUGCUCGUAAACACAGUUUGAAGGGACACAUAUAUACAUACAGAUUAUCAGCGUGUGGUUUGAACACAGUACCGUCAUAGAUAACUAGUUUGCUUUUUAUCAAGAUGUAUCUGGCAACUUACAAUGAUGAAAUUAUUUCUUUGUUGUUGCUUUGUAUGGUGUAUUAUUUGCCGAUAAAACAAAACUUAGGUAUAUUUGUGCAACAAGUAUAUGUUUGAAGAGACAUGUUUACAGAUACUGUGAAAAAACACAAGUGUUCUCUGUGCAGCUACUCUUGCACAAAACGUAGCAGAUUGAGGGAGCAUACAUUUACACAUACAGGUGAAAACCAAUAUAAGUGUCCUCUGUGCAGUUAUGCUUGUAGGCAAUCUAGCCUGUUUGAGAUUCAUUUUUCAAAUCAUACAGGUGAGAAGCCUUAUAAGUGUACUUUGUGUAGCUACGCUGGUGCAACGAGUACUUAUUUGAAAAGACAUGCACUAGUACAUAAAAGAGAAAAACCUUACAAAUGUUCUCUGUGCAGCUACUCUGGUGCAUCUAGUCGUCUUUUAAAGAGUCAUAUGGAUACACACGCAAGCGAGAGAGCUUACAAAUGUUCUGUGUGCAGCUACACUAGUACAAGGCCUGGUGAUUUGAGGAGGCAUAAAUUAAAACAUUCAGAUGAGAAACCAUAUAAGUGCACUGUGUGCAGCUAUACUUGUACAUUUCGAGGACAAUUAAAUAGUCAUAUUAAGUAUAAACACACAAACGAGAAAGCGUACAAAUGUUCUUUGUGCAGUUACGCCAGUACAAGACCUGGUGAUUUGAGAAGGCAUACAGUGACACAUACAGGCGACACACCGUAUAAGUGUACUCUGUGCAGCUAUUCGAGUGCAAGAAGUAGUCAUUUGAAGAGACAUGCAUUAAUUCAUAGGAAUAACACCUGCUAAAUAUUCUCUGUGCAUUUCUGCUAGAGCAACAAGUAGCUGUUUGAAGCAAAGUGCUUUCACAUGCAGAUGACUAACUUCAAAAGUGUCCUUUGUGCAGUUACGCUAGUAAAAAGCCUAGUGAUUUGAAGAGGCAUACAGUAACACAUACAUGCGGAAAACUUUAUGCUGUGCAGCUAUCUAUAUGCAAGAAGUAGUAAUUAAAAGAAGUACACAUAGAGGUGAGAAACCUUAUGUGUUCUCAGUGCAGCUUUGCUGGUGCAAGAAAUAAUCAUUGAAGGAUCAUACAUACGUACAGAGGUAAAAAUCCUUAGUAAUAGUCAGUUUGCAGCUAUGCUCGUAAACACAGUUUGAAGAGACACAUGUAUAUAUAUAUAUAUAUACAGGUAAGAAACCUUGACGUGUAACUAAGCCUGUAUAAAGAUUUUAAUGGGAUUUACGUUUGUUUAUAUAUGCAGUGUUUCCCCUUACAAUUAAAUACUUAGCUGUUCAGAUUUCACAAAUGUUCUUCCUACAUUUAUGAAAGUACUGAAAUUGGUAUUUUGAAAAAACUUAAUGGAAUGCAAAGAUUAAAAACGUUCGCCUGUGCAGUUAUGCUUGUGGAAAAAACAAAUUUUGACGAUAUGUGUUAUCAAACACUGGUGAUGAUUGGACUCCACAGAAUUUAGUUAUGUUAUCAAUGAUUGUUUACUGUACGAGCCGGUAAAACGUAAAUGAUAGGAAGAUUUGUUCAUUAUGUAGCUCUAAGUAUAACCAAAAGAGAUGCUUCUGUUAACCUAUGAAGUUGAAAAGCCAUAUUAAAGUUCUAUUGAAGUACGUACUGGAAGUGGCCAACGUUAAAUAUGUUGUACUACACAGGUCAAUAAUUUUACAAGUGUUUACUUAUGUUUUAGGUGAACAUAAUUAGCUGUAAUAUAUGCAAUUUGUGCAUUUAUUUUGAGCUAAUAUGUGACAUUGCUGAAAUUUGCAGUACAAAAGCAUUAUUAGAUAUUAGGUAAAUAUGUAAAAUGUUGCCGCUCUCGUUGCAAGAUUUCAUACCACUUUUAUAAUAUAAUACUUUAAUUACAUUGUUAUACUGUAUGGAACAAAGAGAAUAAAAAAACUAAACACAA